Messenger RNA from Odocoileus virginianus texanus, 3588 nucleotides. The record is from RefSeq and is a predicted model, not a curated record. NCBI's taxonomy places the organism in Eukaryota, Metazoa, Chordata, Mammalia, Artiodactyla, Cervidae.
AAUGCGUGAUGGGCAUGAGGGCAAAACCCCACCAUGCUGGAUAAACACAUGAAUUUCCUACAUUUCUUGGUACUGUUGGCUUCCUUGGCUUCUAUCAAAAAUAAGUUAGUCUUUGAUUGUUGUGGAGAGUUUUUGAACCAUAUUUAUAACUUUCAUUUCAUAUAAGUCAAAAAGAUAUCUUCAAUCACUUUAGCAUAUGUAGACCCAUUUUUUAAGUCAUCAUACAUAUAAGAGUAGGUGUAACUCACUUCCUGAGAAACAGUCUGAGAAAACAGCCCUGAUAACAUGGGCCCAGUAUGCAGUGUUGAAGAUACAGAUAGUUAAACAUUUUCCUGUUCUUUUGACAUCUAUCUUUUCUGUGUGUGUAUAUCUGUUGAACUCAUCAAAGUCUAAAAUAUUUCAAUUCAGCAUAAAAUUGCAGUACCAAUUGUCAUAUGGCAUAUAUUUUAUCUUGUGCUGGGACGGGAAAGCAUAUCUAAAUGCAUCAUGCCUAUGCUCAGAAGUAAUGCAAAUCUUCUAUCUUGCCACUGCCAGAAAUAAAUGAAAAUGAUAGUAGAUAAAGGCUAGAAACAUUUUUCUGUGUUGCACUGAUGCAAAAUUUUGUGUGUAGUGAUCAUCAUCAUGCAUUAAGCAUCCACUGUAAGCCAGACAUUCUAGAUGGGCAGAAUAUUGAAGGCAUAAUUUCUUCAACUCUCAUUAAUCAAAAAUAAACACAAUUUAAAGUAGUUGAGAGUAAAGAAUAAACACUGAAAUUUUUAAAACACCUAAAUAGAUUAUAUGAUUUAUAAGCAGAACUAUAUACAUUCACAUAGUUUUUUCAGCCUAUUACCAGUCUCCACUAAAGACUCAUUUACCUAAUUAGAUAAUUGAACUGUGUCUGUGCCUACACAUGGUUGUUACCUUAUGUGAAUUGUGUAUGAAUUGUAUCCGUAGUACACAGAAUAGAGAAAUUCAUGAAUAACAGGUGUUUUAAUGAUUGUUUUUGUUAAAAGCCUGCAGAAAUGCCCAUGUCAGAACCACAGAGUAAAGAAAGAUCAGUGUAUUAAGAAGGAGCUGGCCUGAUGGAGGUCCAUAAUGAGGGUCACACUGCCCUGAUGGAAUUUACCGCUGCUCAGAAUAUGAGUCCCUGUGUUACCAGUGUAAGAAUUUGACUCAAGCAGGAGGUCUCAUCCUGGUCAGAAUCACAAGGACCUGAAGCACCUGAAUGAGAGAUUAUCAGGAACCCAGAGGCUUCGGUGUUGUCUCCCCUUCUCAAUGGCCUUUCUGGUGUCCACCUCAGGAGUCUCCUUGGCCAGCCUUGAUACACUCGGAAAUUAAACAGAGGAUCCACUGCAUAUAUUCUUCUUGAAAAUUUUCAUCGUAUGUGUUCAGAACUUACCAAAUAAGCAUAAGGAUUUGAAGGUACUAACAGAGUGAGGGACAGGCCAAAAGCACAGCAGUAGGUGUGGAGAGGCCAUGGAAUAUCCACCAGCCAGAUAAUCAUCGCUGGAGUAACUGGAAGCAUCUGAAUGUAGGUCUCUCAAGAGGCGGGUCAGGCGGUCUGCACCAGCUGAGAGUCGACUGAGGGAAGGCGGUGUCAAGCUCUGAGGAAAGCAAAGAUUGAAGCUGCAUAAGUAGCCCUUUUUAUUUACCCCUUCAUAAAAGCAUUUUCCUCUUUUGGUUUUCACCUCCUCAUCUUCUACUUCAAGAUACAAUGGAAGGAAAUUUGGGGCUGCAGGAGUCCUGAAGUUUGAUGGAGGGCCAUGCUAUUCAAACAGCAGGCGUGGCUGAGACAGAAGCUCCUGGUGCUGGGAAGCCUUGCCGUUGGAAGUCUCCUGUAUCUAGUCGCCAGAGUUGGGAGCUUGGAUAGGCUACAACCCAUCUGCCCCAUCGAAGGCCGAUUCGGAGCCCGUGGCCAGGCUGAAUUCCCCCUGCGCGCCCUACAGUUUAAGCGUGGCCUGCUGCACGAGUUCCGGAAGGGCAACUCUUCCAAGGAGCAGGUACACCUUCAUGACCUGGUCCAGCAACUUCCCAAGGCCAUUAUCAUUGGAGUGAGGAAAGGAGGCACCAGGGCCCUGCUUGAGAUGCUGAACCUCCAUCCAGCAGUGGUCAAAGCCUCUCAAGAAAUCCACUUUUUUGACAAUGAUGAGAAUUAUGCCAAGGGCAUUGAGUGGUAUAGGAAAAAGAUGCCUUUUUCCUACCCUCAGCAAAUCACAAUUGAAAAGAGUCCAGCAUAUUUUAUCACGGAGGAGGUUCCGGAAAGGAUUUACAAAAUGAACUCAUCCAUCAAGUUGUUGAUCAUUGUCAGGGAGCCAACCACAAGAGCUAUUUCUGAUUACACUCAGGUGCUAGAGGGGAAGGAGAGGAAGAAUAAAACUUAUUACAAGUUUGAGAAGCUGGCCAUAGACCCUAAUACCUGCGAAGUGAAUACGAAAUACAAGGCAGUAAGAACCAGCAUCUACACCAAACAUCUGGAAAGGUGGUUGAAGUACUUUCCAAUUGAGCAAUUCCACAUUGUUGAUGGAGAUCGCCUCAUCACGGAACCCCUACCAGAACUUCAACUUGUGGAGAAGUUCCUAAAUCUUCCCCCAAGGAUAAGUCAAUACAAUUUGUAUUUCAAUGCUACCAGAGGGUUUUACUGCUUGCGAUUUAACAUUAUCUUUAACAAGUGCCUGGCGGGUAGCAAGGGGCGCAUUCAUCCAGAGGUGGACCCCUCUGUCAUUACCAAAUUGCGCAAAUUCUUUCACCCUUUCAAUCAAAAAUUUUACCAGAUCACUGGGAGGACAUUGAACUGGCCCUAAAAUAAUGCGUCAUGCAACACUGUGUGUUGUGCCUGGAGACAGACAAUGUCUCUUCUAGAUUAAAAUAUGCACUUUUCCUAGACACAACUGUCCACGUCAUUUUUCCAUGUAUACUUGUACAUAUGCAGUGUGUGACCAAAUAUAAGAUCAGCUCUUUUUCUACUGAAAAUUUACAAAAUCAAAACAAAACACCAAUUUGCAGUCUACAUAGUUGCAUCUUUUAUGCUAUUUACAAAAAGAAGAGGUGGUGGUACUGGGAAAAAGUGACUUCAGCUAUUCUCAAAGAGUUAGUCUUCCUUCGAGUCAGGAUUUGUCACCUGCCAUUUUCAUAGAUUUAAGCCAAAAGAUGAACAUGUGAAAAUGUACCAAUGGCUGUGAAGUUUCAGGAAGUAGAGGAUUCAGUUAUGCAUACUUUUCUAAGGGAAAGCUGACUCUUUAAUUCAGUUGCUGAAUUGAUGCCAUGAAAACAGAAAAUACUAUUUUCUUAUUAUUUAAAAGAAUGUCUUAGCUCAUAAAAUUGACAUCAUUCCAAAGUUCCCGUGGUGAUUUUGCACUAUUGUUUUCUCGUAUGGAUCAUGGUGUCACUUGUAGCAUGUCAAUCACACGUCGGAAAGUUGAGUCCUUUUGCUUCCAUGUUCUAUGUCAACAAAGAGAAAUGUCAUGUACAUAUUGUAUAUAGUUGUAAAUACUGCUUUCACACUAAGUAAUUCUAUUUUGUAAACUGAAUAUGGCUAUUUAAUUUAUUGUGGAAAUUAAAUUUAUUGUGGUAUUUAAAAAAUGGAAUGGAUUAAAAUUACUCUAUGUGCAA